Lathyrus oleraceus (garden pea) is the source of this 949-nucleotide messenger RNA. Its product is annotated as methyl-CpG-binding domain-containing protein 4. The transcript has 2 exons. The record is from RefSeq and is a predicted model, not a curated record. Bases 204 to 731 code for a protein of 175 amino acids. Gene Ontology annotation, molecular function: zinc ion binding; DNA binding. Lineage: Eukaryota; Viridiplantae; Streptophyta; Magnoliopsida; Fabales; Fabaceae.
AAAAAAUAAGGAUUCAUUAAAAAUUGCGGAGGAAAACUAUAUUUGAUUUCUCUCUCUUCUGUUCAACGCCACCUACCCAGAAAGAAGAGAAACAUUGCUGCCAUUUCUCUUCUUCAAACCCUAAACACUGUUUCAGACGAGAUCGAAUUCUUCUUCUCUGAGUACUCAAUCUGUAAUUUCAAUUCGAUUUCUUAGCUGAAUCAAUGUCAAGCACUCAAGAUGUCUCCAAAACUCCAUCCUCUUCUAACAAGAGAACGGUGUCAACUCAAGGUUCAGUUGAUAUAUAUGCGGCGCAGUGCAAAAGUUGCAUGAAAUGGAGAGUGAUUGAUACGCAGGAGGAGUUUGAAGAGAUUCGACAUAAAAUCAUCCGAGAGCCUUUUGACUGUAGCAGAAAGGCUAAUUGUAGCUGUGAUGAUCCUGCUGAUAUUGAAUAUGAUUCGACCCGGACAUGGGUCAUUGACAAGCCUAAUCUUCCAAAGACUCCACAAGGUUUCAAGAGAACCUUGGUGCUGAGGAAAGAUUAUUCUAAAUUAGACUCGUACUACAUCACACCUACAGGUAAAAAACUGAGAACCCGCAAUGAGAUAGCAGCAUAUCUGAAAGACCAUCCAGAACUAACUGGUGUAUCUGCUUCGGAUUUCGAUUUUUCUUCCCCAAAGAUAAUGCAAGACACUAUCCCAGAAUAUAUUGAUCAGAAGGAUUCUGCCAACAAAAAAGCUAAGAUAAUUUAGAGUGAUGUCUGAGAAACUUCAUCACAAGUUUGCUGCAUGCUGUUGUUGAUGCUAAUUAUGGUUGGUUUGUUUGUAGUAUAAUAUAUCUAGAGACCCGUUAGGGGGAACACCAAUCCUGUAGCAUUGAAACAUGUUUAUUCUUGCUGUCUUUUGUAACUUAAACAGAUAUUCACCGCCUGUGUUUAGUAAUCAGAACACCCAAAACAAUAUUUACUAUU